GAGAACAUGAGUGGAAGCAGGACAGAAAUGUUCGCAGGGUUAACUGUAACACGACAGUUAAGACCACUUGGUUCCGAUGGCUUCCGCAGGAGAUGUUGGUUGCACAUGAGAGCCAGGUUCCCUACUCUCGAAGCGGUUCCCGAAAUAAAACGAGCUGUGGCACGUUUCUGCCAUAUCGAGGAAAGUGGCGUACACUCUGAUUGGGUGAGGGAGGUCCAGCUACGAUAUAAGAAAUAUGCUGUUGACAAGAAAUGCAAGAGGAAGGGGGCAGCAGUGAAGCAGAGAGCAGCAUCGGAUCAUCCCCCAGUUACUGCUGCUGGUACCCAGACAGAUCCACUGCACGCAUUGCACUGCAAGGAUUGUGUGACCAAUGCCAUGCGGCAUGUCCUGGACGAAAAGGCGGCGGAAAUUGCGGAGAUGAGGACCAAUCUCCUCCUCCACCAAGCACCCUCUCCGACCCCAGCACCCGUCAGCAGUAUCCUGAUCAGAACCCCUGACCCCAUCCGCUCUCGCUCGCGAACUCCCUCCGUCAGUUCAAAUGGGCCAGGACCGUCCCGUUCCAGUCACGGUACACCAGUCUGUGCUGUGCAACCACGAUCACGGAUUAAUUCAGCAGCAUCCAGUAUCAGUGCGGACAACUGGGGGCCCGAAUCUGUCAUAGAAGCCAGAGUCCGCAUGGCUGCUGAGAGGAAAAAAAAGGCCUCUCAAAAGAAGCUCACUGCGACUGAGAUUUUCCGACAGCGUUGGGGAGGUUCAGUUUAACUAUAAAACUUACUGUGGGAUACUGAAGGGAAAAGAAGCAGUUCUAACGAGCUCUUCUCAAACACAAGGAUAUAUCUUGUGAAC
Molecule: messenger RNA, 846 nt
Organism: Bolinopsis microptera
Lineage: Eukaryota; Metazoa; Ctenophora; Tentaculata; Lobata; Bolinopsidae
Exons: 8
Coding region: 7-762 (251 amino acids)
Source: RefSeq, a predicted model, not a curated record